AUGACCGAGCGUGGCAUAGAGAUCGUAUACGGUCGAUGGCUGAUAGAAGGUGCUCCCCGCGUUCUCUUGAUUGAUACUGGUGCAGGAUACAAGUAUCUUGACGAGUGGAAAGGAGAUCUUUGGAACGCUGCUGGAAUUCCGUCACCUUCGGCUGAUUCAGAGACCAACGAGGCAAUUGCAUUUGGAUAUCUUGUUGCAUGGUUUCUAGGAGAGUAUAUAUGUCGAGACACCGAGAGGGCUGUUAUAGCUCAUUUCCAUGAGUGGCUCGCAGGAGUUGCCUUGCCCCUGACCAAGAAGCGGCGGAUGGACGUAACGACUAUCUUUACCACUCAUGCAACUCUUCUCGGACGAUACCUUUGUGCCGGCUCAGUUGACUUCUACAACAACUUGAAGAACUUUGACGUGGAUGCAGAGGCCGGGAAACGAGGAAUCUACCACCGCUACUGCAUCGAGCGAGCUGCUGCUCAUUCUGCUGAUGUCUUCACCACAGUCUCUCACAUUACAGCCUACGAGAGCGAGCACUUGCUCAAACGAAAGCCCGACGGCGUCUUGCCUAAUGGAUUGAACGUCAAGAAAUUCUCGGCUGUUCAUGAGUUCCAAAACUUGCACUCUCAUUCAAAGGAUAAGAUUAACGACUUUGUACGUGGUCAUUUUUACGGCCACAAUGAUUUUGACCUGGAAAAUACCCUAUAUUUCUUCACCUCCGGCCGCUAUGAGUACCGAAAUAAGGGUGUUGACAUGUUUAUUGAAUCACUCGCGAGACUUAAUCACCGGCUGAAGGUAUCUGGAUCCAAGACUACCGUGGUAGCCUUUAUAAUCAUGCCUUCCCAGACUUCCUCUCUCACUGUUGAGGCUCUCAAGGGACAAGCUGUGGUCAAAUCGCUACGAGAUACCCUGGAAAGCGUGGAAAAGAGUAUCGGGAAACGGCUGUUCGAACGCUGUCUGGGCUGGAAAGAAGGUGACAACAUGCCCGAUGAAAAGGACCUCAUGACAAACCAGGAUCGUGUGCUUAUUCGUCGGCGUUUGUUUGCCAUGAAACGGCACAACCUUCCUCCAAUUGUCACUCAUAAUAUGAUCAACGACUCUGAAGAUCCCAUCCUUAACCAACUUCGCCGAGUCCAACUCUUCAAUUAUCCUACUGAUCGCGUCAAGGUGGUCUUCCACCCCGAAUUCCUUAACUCUGCGAACCCUGUGCUGCCUUUGGACUACGACGAUUUUGUCCGUGGUACCAACCUUGGAGUUUUCCCUUCAUACUAUGAGCCAUGGGGCUAUACCCCUGCAGAGUGCACGGUUAUGGGAAUCCCAAGUAUAACGACCAACCUUGCUGGUUUUGGAUGUUAUAUGGAAGAGCUGAUCGAAAACUCAGCCGAUUAUGGUAUAUAUGUGGUUGACAGACGAUUAAAAGGCGUUGACGACUCGGUAAACCAACUUACGAGCUACAUGUUCGACUUCUGCCAGAAGAGCAGACGGCAGCGAAUCAACCAAAGAAAUAGAACAGAACGACUGAGUGAUCUGCUGGAUUGGAAACGCAUGGGCUUAGAGUAUGUCAAGGCUCGCCAGCUCGCUCUCAGACGUGGUACGUGUUCAUAUUUCUCCCUUUUAUCCAGGUGA
This is a messenger RNA of Trichophyton rubrum CBS 118892, 1611 nucleotides long. Its product is annotated as glycogen [starch] synthase. The record is from RefSeq and is a predicted model, not a curated record. Lineage: Eukaryota; Fungi; Ascomycota; Eurotiomycetes; Onygenales; Arthrodermataceae. The transcript has 2 exons. Bases 1 to 1611 code for a protein of 536 amino acids. Gene Ontology annotation, cellular component: cytoplasm. Gene Ontology annotation, biological process: glycogen biosynthetic process. Gene Ontology annotation, molecular function: alpha-1,4-glucan glucosyltransferase (UDP-glucose donor) activity.